Molecule: messenger RNA, 2045 nt
Organism: Oryza sativa Japonica Group (Japanese rice)
Lineage: Eukaryota; Viridiplantae; Streptophyta; Magnoliopsida; Poales; Poaceae
Product: F-box/LRR-repeat protein At3g26922
Molecular function (GO): protein binding
Source: RefSeq, a predicted model, not a curated record
CACUCCGCCUACACACACCAGAGCUCGCCUCCACUCCACUCCACAGUCCACACCACACGACGCCCCAAACCCUCGUCGGCUCGUCCCCUUCCCUAGUUCCCUUCCGGCCCCGGCGGCGGCGAGCGGCGACCAUGGACACCCGCGUGCCGCCCGUCCCCAUGGGCCGCGCGAUGGCGGCCGAGUUCCGGCGGCGCGGGGACGACCCGGACGACGUGCAGGGGACGGUGGCGCGCGUGCUCUCCUACAUCCACUACGCCCUCCCCGACCCGCCCGUCUCCGCCGCCGCGCGCCUCUACGCGCUCGCCCCGCACGACGCCGUCGACCGCAUCAGCGCCCUCCCCGACGCGCUCCUCCGCAGGGUCGUCUCCCGCCUCCCCGUCAAGGACGCCGCGCGCACCGCCGCGCUCUCCCGCCGCUGGCGCCCGCUCUGGCGCUCCACGCCGCUCGUCCUCGUCGACGCCCACCUCCUCUCCUCCUCCUCCGCCGCCCCCGGCGCUCCCGACGACUCCUCCAAGAAGGCGCGGGAGGCGGCACGCGGCGUCACCCACGCCGUGUCCCGCGUCAUGGGCGCGCACCCGGGCCCGUUCCGGUGCGUCCACCUCACGUCCAGCUGCAUGGAGGAGUUCCAGGGCAUGCUCGCGAACUGGCUCCAGGUGCUCGCCAUGAAGGGCAUCCAGGAGCUCGUCCUCGUGAACCGCCCGUGGCCGCUCGACCUGGGCCUCCCCGCCACCUUCUUCGGCAUGGCCACGCUCACCCGCCUCUACCUCGGCCUCUGGAAGUUCCCCGCCACGGCUGACCUCCCGCGCGGCGUCUCGUUCCCCAACCUCCGCGAGCUCGGCCUCUGCAGCGUCGUCAUGGACACGCAGGACAUGGAUUUCGUCCUCGCCAGGAGCCCCGUCCUGGAGACGCUCUGCAUCAAGGGGAACCUGUUCAGGAUGCGCAUCCGCCUCGCCAGCCGCAGCCUCCGGUGCGCGCAGAUCAUCGGCUCCUCCUACGAGGAGAUCGCCGUGGUGGACACGCCGUGCCUUGAGCGCCUCAUCGUCUCCGGCACAUGGAGGCAUGACGGCGCCUCCUCCGGCAGCGUCAAGAUUGGGAAUGCGCCGGCUCUGCGCGUGUUUGGGUACUUGGACCCUGCAGCGAACGUUCUUGUGGUUGGCAAAACCGCCAUCAAGUCCGCGACAAAGGUGAGCCCAAGCAAUAUGGUACCAAACGUCAAGAUCCUUGCUCUGGAGGUGCGUUUCGGUGUCCGCAACGAUGCCAAGAUGAUCCCCAAUGUCCUCAGAUGCUUUCCCAACAUUGAGAGGCUCCACAUCAAGUCUGGAAAAACUGAUGAAACCACUGGCAAGCUCAACUUCAAGUUCUGGCAGGAGUCUGGUCCCAUCGAGUGCAUUCGGUCAAGCAUCCAGAUGAUUGUUUUCCAUGAUUUUCAUGGCACUCGGAGUGAGGUUAACUUUCUCAAGUUUUUCUUCGAGACUACGCGGGUGCUGAAGAUAGUGGUCAUUUUGUUUGACACUGGAAGUUUUUCUUCGAUGGAUGAGGUGCGUUCCAAGGUGGAGGUUCUGAGGGCUGCAAAACGGCCGACUGGUUGUUUAGUCCUGGUCACCCCAAGUACAGAACCUGAAGAGUGUAACAUUUGGAGCUUCAAGAGAGGAUCUGAUUUUUCUCGUUUUGACCCUUUCACGGACUACUGAAAGAAAAAGAUGCAUUUCCAUGUCAUUUUGUGAUCCAAGACAAAUAUCUUUGGAAGUGGUUAGUGCUCUGUUUGCAGCUUCAUGGUAUUCAUGUUAGAGUUUCGGCUUCCCUUUUAUUGAAGAUUGGACAGCGGACUUGAUUAUACUGUCUUGAGAAGUGUUGAAAUUAGUGCUUGAAUAGUGUUAUCUAUCAUGCAAAUGUCAAAUUAUGUUUUCUGGAUGACAACUAAGAACUACUGUGUCUGCUAUGCGUUUCAUUUGUUGUUGGACGAUGAUGAUGUUAUGUUGCACUGUUUUGCUAAAUUUUUCGUUGAUGCUUGUCAGAACCAGUGAUAUGUGAGCAAGUUCAUGCAA